Molecule: messenger RNA, 2956 nt
Organism: Mustela lutreola (European mink)
Lineage: Eukaryota; Metazoa; Chordata; Mammalia; Carnivora; Mustelidae
Gene: CTPS1
Product: CTP synthase 1
Exons: 19
Coding region: 273-2048 (591 amino acids)
Biological process (GO): CTP biosynthetic process; pyrimidine nucleobase biosynthetic process
Cellular component (GO): cytoplasm; cytoophidium
Molecular function (GO): identical protein binding; CTP synthase activity
Source: RefSeq, a predicted model, not a curated record
GCGCACCGCCUGGAGCCCGCCUCCGUGAAAGACUGCCGGGCGCAUGCGGCCGGGCUGGUUCACUGGCGGCCCCGGGCUCAGCGCGCGCCUCGCUCCCCUAGAUCCUUGGCGGACGGCAGGCCUGGAAGCCGGCCUCAGGUAGGCUGACUCCAGGGAUCCCGGGGGAGCUGUUCUCCCGUGCAGGAAUCGGCAGCGCCAGCUGAGCCCGGCGCGGGACAGCCACACCGCCGGCUGACAGACAGCAUUCCCACCAAUCAGGGUCAAAAAGUAAAAUGAAGUACAUUCUAGUUACUGGUGGUGUUAUAUCAGGAAUCGGGAAAGGAAUCAUUGCUAGCAGCGUGGGCACAAUAUUGAAGUCAUGUGGUUUACACGUAACUUCAAUUAAGAUUGACCCAUACAUUAACAUUGAUGCAGGAACAUUCUCUCCGUAUGAACAUGGUGAGGUUUUUGUGCUGGAUGACGGUGGGGAAGUCGACCUUGACCUGGGGAACUACGAGCGCUUCCUUGACAUCCGCCUCACCAAGGAUAAUAAUCUGACCACAGGAAAGAUCUACCAGUACGUCAUUAACAAGGAACGCAAAGGCGAUUACUUGGGGAAAACCGUCCAAGUUGUCCCUCAUAUCACAGACGCAAUCCAGGAGUGGGUCAUGAGACAGGCGCUGAUACCUGUGGAUGAAGAUGGUCUGGAACCUCAAGUGUGUGUUAUUGAGCUCGGUGGAACAGUGGGAGAUAUAGAAAGCAUGCCCUUUAUUGAGGCCUUCCGUCAGUUCCAGUUCAAGGUCAAGAGAGAGAACUUUUGUAAUAUUCAUGUCAGUCUUGUUCCUCAGCCAAGUUCAACAGGGGAACAGAAGACUAAGCCCACCCAGAAUAGCGUUCGGGAGCUCAGAGGCCUCGGGCUUUCUCCAGAUCUGGUUGUGUGCAGGUGCUCAAAUCCUCUGGACACGUCAGUGAAAGAGAAAAUCUCAAUGUUCUGCCAUGUUGAACCUGAACAAGUGAUCUGCGUCCAUGAUGUCUCCUCCAUCUACCGAGUCCCCUUGUUGCUAGAGGAGCAGGGGGUCGUAGACUAUUUUCUCCGGAGACUUGACCUUCCGAUUGAGAGGCAGCCGCGAAAAAUGCUGAUGAAGUGGAAAGAGAUGGCAGACAGAUACGAUCGCUUGCUGGAGACCUGCUCUAUUGCCCUUGUGGGCAAAUACACCAAGUUCUCAGACUCGUACGCCUCCGUCAUUAAAGCCCUAGAGCAUUCUGCGCUGGCCAUCAACCACAAGUUAGAAAUCAAGUACAUAGAUUCCACGGACUUGGAGCCGAGCACGUUGCAGGAGGAGCCCGUGCGCUACCACGAAGCCUGGCAGAAGCUGUGUAGCGCUCACGGAGUGCUGGUUCCAGGGGGAUUUGGUGUUCGGGGGACAGAAGGAAAAAUCCAAGCCAUCGCCUGGGCUCGGAAACAGAAGAAGCCUUUUUUGGGUGUGUGCCUAGGAAUGCAGUUGGCAGUGGUUGAGUUUUCAAGAAAUGUGCUGGGCUGGCAAGAUGCCAAUUCUACAGAGUUUGACCCUAAGACCAACCAUCCUGUGGUCAUAGACAUGCCAGAACACAACCCUGGGCAGAUGGGCGGAACCAUGAGGCUGGGCAAGAGAAGAACCCUGUUCCAGACCAAGAACUCCGUCAUGAGGAAACUCUAUGGAGAUCCAGAUUACCUGGAAGAGAGACACCGCCACAGGUUUGAGGUGAAUCCAGUCCUAAAGAAGUGUUUGGAGGAGCAGGGCCUGAAGUUCGUUGGCCAGGACGUUGGGGGCGAGAGGAUGGAGAUCGUGGAGCUGGAGGACCAUCCCUUUUUUGUUGGGGUUCAGUACCACCCUGAGUUCCUGUCCAGGCCCAUCAAGCCUUCGCCUCCGUACUUUGGCCUCCUGCUGGCCUCCGUGGGGAGGCUCCCGCAUUACCUCCAAAAGGGCUGCAGGCUCUCACCCAGGGACACCUACAGUGACAGGAGUGGAAGCAGCUCCCCGGACUCUGAAAUCACCGAACUGAAGUUCCCAUCAAUAAAUCACGACUGAUGGGAAUGCACCUGUGACUCUUCAGGAGAGCCUUCGGACUUUGAGAGUUUACAGCUUUGAUUUUACACUCAGCUUUUGACACUUCCUUUAAAUUAUGUUUUUAUUAAGAUUAUUUUAUUAUGGGGGAAAGGUAUCUGGAAGACUUUGUGACUCACAUGUCCCAUCCCGUGUGCUGGCCCCUACCCGGUGCCGCCCUGUGUCGACACCCCACGUGGUCCCCGUGGCACCAUGCCAGGGAGGGGGGCCUGUGGGUGGGGGUGGGGGAUGCACAUGCCGGGGGAGCGCCUGUCGGGUCAUCUCCAACUACCUCCCGUCAUCGUGGAUUCAAGCGUGCAGCCCGUCGCUCCUCCUGGAGGACAUGUGCCCCAUGGACCACAUGCGAGGAGGGGUCGUGUUAGUGAGUGCCGGCGACGCUUGGUGCUGGGAACCCGAGGUGGCACUGCCUGCCACCAGGAGCGGUGAGACCAGAAGCAGCCUCGGCACGGGUCCACUCCCCAGGGCCUCUCGCUGCCCACAGGCGGUGGGGAUGUGGUGGCCAAAGGGAAUGGUUCUUUUGGUGUCCGUGAAUGGUGACUAGUCUGUCCCUUUGCGGUGUGGUUUCAGAAUGCCUGUCUUCAGCCACGCGUCCCUCCCCGGGCUGGGAAGUACUCCUUGUAUCAAGGGGUUGCUUUAAAAAAAAAAAGAACAAAGAAUCUUUUGGGGAAACUGCCUCUCGAAGCCUCUGCUAUACAGACCGCUUUGCUCGAGGCCAGUGUGUCCUUCCAGAAUGGUGUUACUGCAGUUGAAAUGCAAUCUGAAAAGCUAUUUUCUUACCAUGGUGUCACCGCAGGCACUGCCCUGGACCUGCUCUCCUCUGGCCGAGACUCCGUGUAUCCUCUAACUUAAGAAAUAAAUAACGCAGAACGAGA